Molecule: messenger RNA, 2729 nt
Organism: Gordionus sp. m RMFG-2023
Lineage: Eukaryota; Metazoa; Nematomorpha; Gordioida; Chordodea; Parachordodidae
Exons: 15
Coding region: 141-2594 (817 amino acids)
Biological process (GO): endoplasmic reticulum unfolded protein response; regulation of transcription by RNA polymerase II
Cellular component (GO): nucleus
Molecular function (GO): DNA-binding transcription factor activity, RNA polymerase II-specific; RNA polymerase II cis-regulatory region sequence-specific DNA binding
Source: RefSeq, a predicted model, not a curated record
CAGUAUACAAUGAAAUCUCAAAAAUUGACCACCACUGGAUAUGAACCCAGGUCAAUUCACUUCCUGCCAUAAUUCUAUUAUUAGAUUAUUACUACCUACCUAUAUUAUUCCCCUCUCAGUUAUAAGCCAAAACCGGCCGAAUGAAUAAUUUUACAGGCCUGGACAUGGAGCCCCUGAGCCUGUACCAACCCUCUCGCGGCAAUGAUCGGUUCGACGGCGAAGAUAAUAACGAUUUUUUGGAUUCCAACAUUCCUUACAAGCUUAUGCUCAACGAGAUUUUGGAUUUUGACGUUAAUAACUCGCUAUUUUCGUUAUUGGGAGGCUUCGAUAAUCAAGACUCUUUAAAAGACCAAUUUCUGGACGAUUCUUGUAAUUCGCCAAUCGAAGACAUUGUAAUGGCUGAUAAUCACGUGAUUCACACAUCUCAGCUAAGACACGAUUUUGAAGUCCAAAAGGAUCCACUUUUUAACAUCCAACCACACAAGCCAUCCAUAUUACCGCCCACUCUUUCCUUCAAAGCGCUCAAACAUCGCAGUGAUCUCCAAAAUCACGAUUUGCCAUCACCUGCUGGUAACACGGACUCUGAUGUGGAACUCGCUAUGGCGGAUAAUUUACAAUUUUUCAAAGAAAAUUUAUUCAAAAACUUUAAACCUGACGUCGAUGAUGUGAUAAUCGUAAUAGAUAACGUUAAUAAUGGCUCGAUACACGAUAUUAACAAGAAUGGGUUUUGUCCAACAAGAUCAGUUGGUAAUGUUAUAACUGAUCAGCAUGUUAGACCAUAUCCACUAGGACCGCUCAAAUAUGCCUCCCCUACAACCAAAUCGGGUUGCACAGAAAAUCCUACGGUUAACACUUCCUUAACCAAAAUUCCUAUUGUAAAAAACUGUCGCUCUUCUAACGUCAAACAAACUUCACCCUCUCCCAUAUUACCGGCUUUGUCCAAAGGCUCUCGCCUGCCACCAAUCAUCUCACCCCGUCAACCUAUUUUCAGCCUCAGUAGAAAUAGUAAUACUAAUGUUAGUGACGAAAAUAGGAGCAAUGCGAUUAACACGAAACAGCAAAUUUUACGAAAUCACGACAUUAGUGCACUGCCUGCCGCAAAAAAUUUGGACGUCUUUGAUGUAAUCAAUUGCACCAAUGAUAAGAAUAAGGCCCUUAUAAACGACAUGUUCCAAAGGUUGAUACCUUCAAAUGAGGAUAAUAUCAAUUUUUAUCAAAACUCUCUAUUUGAUAUUGGCACCACUGAACGUUUACCCUUUUCUUCGAAACAAAGUCAUUAUGUCAAAAGAACGAUUGAUUCUCCCAUGGGAAUGUACGGUUCGAACGAAGAGCACAAGCAAAGCAAGAGAUUAGAACGGAUGAUCAAAAAUAGGGAAAGCGCUAGUUUAUCUAGGAAACGCAAAAAAGAGUAUAUCAAGAGCCUGGAGAGUAGGGUAGAGCAAUUGUCCAAGGAAAAGCGGGAUUUAGAAAUCAUUAACGGAAGUCUGAAAACCAAAAUAAAUUCGCUAGAAACGGAGAAUUGCGUUUUAAAGAAAGUUUUACCCUUGUUGAAAGCCACCAAACCAGGCGUCUUCUUUGGCGUUGCCUUUUUAUUCUUAUACUUUUUACCAUUCCUAACCAACAACCGUAAUAAUAACCACUCGUACCUCGAUUCAUUACCCGUUGGGGGUCCCCACUCAAAUUUAGCCCCUCGUUCAGUUUCUUACAAAGGCCGUUUGCUAAUGUCGAAAUCGAUAGAUUCCGAUUAUUAUAUCGAUAUGUUAAAUCAAUCCGCUUACCCUUUACCCCAUAACGUUAAAAACAUUACCGCCAAAAAUCGCCUUAUUAAUUUGAACCGAAGGGGGUGGCUUGAAUCCCUUCUGCGCGCAUAUUUUUACAAUCCCAGCAACGCCGAUUACCAACAUAUGACGAAUUUGGGAAAUUUAAGAAAUUUGAGUCGUUCGACGACCAAUGUUCAGCCCAUUUUCGAUAGUGACGAUGCUAAAAAUUUGUCUCUUAAAUUAGCUGAAUUCGCUCAAUCUGGCGAUUAUUUUUCGCUGUAUCCCAAUUUGGAUAAUUUGUUAUCGCCCAAUCCGGCUCACUCAAUUCCUUUCGCUGAUUUAACGCAAGAAACAAAUCCUGUUUCUACUACCGUUAAAAGUUUAAAAAGGAAUAGGCGAAUGGUAAAUAAAAAUAGAAAAAAUCCAAACGGAUCUUUCGAGACGAAACCAAUUGAUUAUUGGAUGUAUCAACGAAGGGCUAUGUUGCUUUCGAAUGAUCAACAAAGUAAACCACCGGUAGAAAAUGCUGAUAACAACUCGACUCAACUUAACACUUUCGGGAAAAUGUCUUACGCUUGGUUCAAUCUGAUGUUGGAGUUCAUGAAAAAUAUUCGAUAUCAAAACGACACAUAUUACCUUUUUUCCAUUUUUCCAGACAUGUUUUUUCCAGCCCUAAAUAACUCGGAUAAUAUUCGCCCAAAGAUGUCCUUAGUCAUGCCAAACUUAGCUAAAACAAACCUUAGUAAAUUUUCCACAGACCAAAUAAGUAUGAUGCAAUUCGAUUGUAAAAUUACGGAAAUGAAGCCACUCAUUCUCAAUAAAACAAUUAUCUAAUCUUUUCUUUUAAAUCAUUAUUUUUACAUAAAUUAUAUUUCUAAUUAUAUUAUUUGUGCAAUUUUUCCAUUAAAUUUCGGAUCACAUCUGAUUCAAAUUUAUUAUUUUUUAAAUUUGAUUUUAUUGUUCACAAUU